GCAACAGGACAAGUAAUCGAAAGUGAUUGCAAAGCAUUUAUGCAAACUUUCACUCGCAAGUUAGUUUAACACUCGGUUGGUGGUACGUGCUACGGCGGAAAAGCGGCAGUUCGAAAAAUCGAAAAACAUUGAAAAUUGCAAUUAAUAAUAAUACUUUGUGAAUUUUACUUAAAAAUCGGCAAGGAAAGUAGUUACACAGCAGUCAGAAUCAUGUUGCUUAAGGCAAGCCAAAACGGGCCACAAAUUGCCUGUCUUCUGCUAUUUGUUUUAGUUCCGUUUUGUGAUGGCUUGCAGCUAGGCGCUUUUACCACCAAAACGCCCAGGGUUACCAAGUACACGACGAAGCCAGCGUCGUCUUCUUCAAUGAAUCAUGAUGCGACAACCUCGAUUUAUCGUCUCAAUGCCACAAAUGGCAUCACCUGCAUUUUGGUUAGUGUGGAUGGCCUCAUCAGUAUUAAAUAUCGCAAUAAGUUGAACGAAGAUGUUGAGGCGGAUCUCUAUCUACCCGAUGAUCCGAAGCUCACUGGCGAGUGUGUGGAAUCCAAUAUGGAAAUAUUGAGAUUAGAUUUCAAAGGAUUCGCCUUGACAAUGACAUUCCGCAAGUCAUCUGGUGGUGAAGGCUGGUACAUAAAUCAAUUCGAACUCACUUAUUCCUCAUCGAAUUCGCUAUUCGAACAUCCCGAUCGCCCAAAUUUGGAUGUGAAACUUACUUCGCCGGCACACACGCCAAUGUACUUCCCAACGCCCGUCGGCAAAUCGUACGUUUGUGACAAGGAGCAAAGUGUCGUCUUGUAUGCACCCAUAGAUUCCGGUGACAUGUCGGGGCACAUUGCACGCCUCUAUCUGCGCGAUCUGCACAUGCAAAGCUUCAUGUUUAAGGAAAGCGGCAAGUGGGGCCCGCCCUUCCAUUGCAGCGCUACGGGCUCAUACCGCGAUGAGACGGCACCACUAGCCGUGGGCACUGCCUUGGCGAUAGCCGUACUAAUAACAAUAUCCGGCUACGGUGGUUGGCGCUACUUCAAAAUCAAGAAAGUGCAAUACGGUUCUAUGGAGUAAGCGUAAUUUGGACGGAAAAUUUUACGUGCUUACAAUGCGCUCGUUGGCUUAGUGAAUUCGUGAAAGUUUAUUCGGUUCUUUUCAACAUGCAGCCUUACAAAAGUUGACGAAACAUAAAGUAAAAUGAUUCGCUGGAGAAAAAACGCUGUACAUAUCUGGUUAUUAURCGUUAUAUAACUGUAAAAUAUGUAAUUUUCAAUUUGUUAUGUCYAAGAAAAUUGAUGCGUGUAUACAAAUACCAAAACGGAAAGGCAAUKGCGCAUGUCAGGUAGCAAGUAAGUAAUGAACAUUUAAAA
Molecule: messenger RNA, 1352 nt
Organism: Bactrocera latifrons
Lineage: Eukaryota; Metazoa; Arthropoda; Insecta; Diptera; Tephritidae
Product: lysosome-associated membrane glycoprotein 5
Exons: 5
Coding region: 211-1056 (281 amino acids)
Cellular component (GO): membrane
Source: RefSeq, a predicted model, not a curated record